Betta splendens (Siamese fighting fish) is the source of this 2631-nucleotide messenger RNA. RefSeq names its product protein asteroid homolog 1-like. Lineage: Eukaryota; Metazoa; Chordata; Actinopteri; Anabantiformes; Osphronemidae. The transcript is spliced from 4 exons. The coding region runs from base 216 to 1970 and encodes 584 amino acids. The record is from RefSeq and is a predicted model, not a curated record.
AGCUAAAUAUGAAGGAGACUAUUUCAAAGACACUGCUGUUUCCCCUUCAAAAUCUACAGACACACAUCCUUACAGUGAAGCAAACAAAGUGCUGUAACAACAAAGCUGAGCUGCCCACAGAGCAGGAUGGGCAGGUUGCACCAGUGGCGUAAUGUGAUACAUCACCUGAGGACGAUGUUAGAGCCUCUGUUUGCGCCAAACGCCUUGAUCAAACCAUGGGAGUUCAGGGACUGAAGCACCUGGUGACAGGAUCAAACGUCUUGGAGAAUAUUGAAUUAAACAACAGCCACAUCAUCAUCGAUGCUGCAAAUGUGUACUACUCCCUGUAUUUCAACUCAGAGCCAAAGCUGGACCAGAGUCACGGAGGAGACUAUUCUGGAUUCAAAGAUGAGAUCUGUCGGUUCCUUGGAGUUCUACGCGACUGUAAUGUCACUCCACACAUGGUUCUGGAUGGAUCCUCCAAUCCUGAGAAGAUGGAAACGCUGAAGACUCGUUUGCAAAAUAAACUUGAAAUGGCAAAGAGCUUGGCACAGAACCAACCUAGCAACAACAUCCUUCCUCCACUCGCCAAAGACGUCUUCAAGCAAAUCCUAAUCAGUGAAAACAUCGAGUUUGAAGAGAGCUUUGGAGAAGCGGACCUGCGGAUGGCCUCCUGGGCGAACCAAUUGGGUUGUCCUGUGCUGUCUAAUGACUCUGACUUCUACAUCUAUGACCUUCAGGGAGGAGUCCUGCCUCUGGACCAGUUUCAGUGGAAGAAACACAGGAACGGCCGAAUCCAGGCCAAGCUUUACAGGAGGUCAGAGUUCUGUAGGCACUUCAGGUUAGACCCGGCUCUGGCGCCAGUGUUCGCUGCAAUAGCAGGAAAUGAUUAUUCCAAACUGGAAGAUCGUGGAAGGUUCAUACAGACGUUUGGCUAUACGCCUCCUCAGCCUCGACUACAAGCUAUUCUCAGGUUUUUAGCGGACGUGAACCUGCAACAUCUGCAGACACCACAGGACAAACAGAGGAAGGCUUUAAGUGCAGCGCUGGCCUUUGUUGGAAAUGAGCCAACAGACAACAAAUGCUUCCUGGAGUCCAUCAGAACAUAUGAAGAUGAGGGAGCAACAGCAGAGACGCGAGGUGAAGACCUGCCACAGUGGAUGGUUCCCAGGAUCAAAGAUGGCCGGCUCACAUCGUUCGUCACAGACGUGCUGCGUCACAGGAGGAUGAUGCUGACUCCUCUGGUGGAGGACUUCUCUCAGCCCAGCGGGUACACCCCUGCCCGGCCCCUCAGGCAGCUCUUCUACGGACUGUUGGGCCAGAGCAUCUGCACGGAGUACGACCGGGUGGACGCACGCUCUGUGUCAGCGACCGAGGUGCCUGCGCUGCAGCCCAGCGUGCAUCUGGGUGACCUACAACAUCUGGAUCAGGUUCCAGAGGCUCAGCGGCUCCAGGUUCUGCUGGGAGCUCUGGACUCUCGGCUUCAAGACUUACUUAACGUCCCCGAACACAUGAAGCUGCAGGUUUGUGCCACCAGGUUCUGGUGGAAGUACCGGCAGGAUCAAUCCGAUCAGUACCUCCACGCCCUCCUGCUGGGGUUUGUCUAUGGGCAACAUCUGAGACCAGGUUCUAGGUUUGAAAAGGAGAUGGAAGCUUUGAAGGCCGGAGGGGUGCAGAUCCAGCUGCAUCCAGAUGUUGCUCACGCUUUCAGCCAGUGGCAGUGCUGCUUCAGACAGAGCCUCCUUCUGAACCAGCUGCUGUGUCUCCCUCUACCAGAACCUGAAUGCUUCCGGCUUUACUGUGGACCCGUGGUUCACCAGCUGGCAGGACCCCAGAACCACCUUGACACAGUCAGACAACUGAUGGACGAAGCCCAGAGAGGAUUGUUCGACAGCUUAAACGCAGCAUGUCGUUCACUGGAGGACCAGGGAGCAGGGAGCCAGAAGAGGAACACUGAGGCUGAGCAUGACAUGAGGAAGAAAAGCCGUUAAUGCAGAGAUGGAACAGAGACAGAUUUUGUUUUUCUAUAAGGGGUGCCAAACUAUAGAAUAAAGCAUGACAUGAGGAAGAAAAACAGUUAAUGCCGAGACAGAACCAGGUCGUCACAGCACACAUACAUUACACUGUGUUAUGUAGGUGCUGGAUAAUACAAGGAUCGGACCCAACACAUUAUAUAUUAUGUUGAAUCCAUGCUAUACGUAUGCUUCACGCACAACCAAACGAAGAUUGUGUUUUUCUAAGUGGUGUCAAACUAUGGAAUAAAGUAAAAAAGUGAGGACAUAAAACAUACAAAAAAUAGUAAUAGAACUGAUGUGUUUAAACAUAAACAUGAAGACAUGUGUUACUUAAGAUAUAGGCAAGACGGACUCAUUGAUUAUUUAGAUUGUGGGAGUGGUGUACAAAUAUUAACAUUCUGUAAUAAUUGCUUAUUAUAAUACUUUAUGUGACGUAUGAAAAUAAUACUCUAUGUAUAGAUAUUGAUUGAAAGGUGAUGUCAUGGGGUAGGACUAGGAUUCAAGCAUAACAUAGGUAAAUUGAAAGCUGAUUAGCAUUUUCUUGUGUAUGUAUGAAAUUAUGUGUGUUUAUAAAUCAACUGCAUUUACAUGUUUGAAAGAAAGAGAAAAAUAAAAAUAAAUUUAAAAGAAUAAAAAA